Messenger RNA from Dimorphilus gyrociliatus, 1701 nucleotides. The record is from the annotation of a GenBank genome assembly. Lineage: Eukaryota; Metazoa; Annelida; Polychaeta; Dinophilidae.
GGCGUUAAUGAAAAAAUACGAAAAAUGGCGGAUGAUGAAGCUAUGGAUCAAAUUGAAUCAAACGAAUCGGGAGACGAAGGAGAUGAUAUGCAAGAUGAUAACAAUGAAUCUAUGACAGAUGUUAUGGAAACUCCAUCUUCCUCUCGGCGAAGAUCUCACUUGAGACCCCUCAAAAGAAAUCCCGCAAGAUUACGGAAGCCUAACCCUAGGAUAUUUGGAGACCCUGACGAUCCUCUGUUUACUUCGUAUCCCUCAUAUAAAAGAAAAUCGAAAAUGAAAGAUGAAAGAAAUUUAGCAAUGAGAGAUUCUAUUGGAUAUCACACUAGAAGUUCAGGAAGUAGUAAAUCCGUUGCUAACAAAAACGCAUCUCGUCUCCGCAAUCUUCUAAAACUACCAAAAGCCUCACGAUGGGUAUAUUGUGAAUUUUUCUACUCGACCAUAGAUCAUUCACUCUUCAAGGGCGAAAACGAUUUUUUGAUUUGUAUGCAAGAGUGUUUCCCUUACCUCAAUUUAAGUAAACUCACAAGAUCCCAAUGGGUUAUGAUGAGACGAAUGUUAGGAAAACCAAGGAGGUGUUCUCCUGCCUUUUUCGAUGAAGAACGAUCAGCUUUGCACAUGAGACGAAUGAAAGUGCGUUUGCUUCAAAACACAAAAUUAAAAGAAAUUGAUCAUUUAAAUGAUAUGCCGCCGAAUAUCCCUAUGCCAUUGGUUGUUGGUUCCAAAGUUACAGCGCGUCUUCGUACACCUUACGAUGGAAUAUAUACUGGAGUUAUUGAAGCCUUGGACACAAUAACACAUUCAUAUAGGAUUACUUUUGACCGUCCAGGCAUCGGCACAUUCUCCGUUCCAGAUUACGAAAUUCUACACGACUCUUCACAAGACUCGUUAUCUAUUAGUUCUUUCACUUUGAAAGUUCAAAAGGAAAAGGGCACUCCUCAGAUGGCGGCAAAGAGUAUGAUGAGCCCGACCUCUUUCUUGGAUGUUGAUUCUCCCCUUGGUGCGAAUCCUGAAAAUGAUCCCUUCAUGGGACAACCAGUAAUGGCAGAUAUAUUAAAAAAAGAGGCUGAAGAGCCUAUUCCUGACAUGCAAAAUUCACCUUUACCACCUGAGCUUAUUGAAAAAUUGAACGAAUUUGCAAAAGUGAUAGACACAAAGCAGAAGGUCCUAACAAGACAUCGAAUUAUCCAGAAGGAGAUAAUCGAAGCUGGAGAAUAUGCAACUUUCGAUGAAACUCUGAUGGGGAGAAGAAGCCAGUGCUUGUAUGAACUAGAAGUGCUAAAUUCUAACAUUUGUCCACUAAUUUGCAGUAUCGAUAAAUUAUUAUAUGAACGUCUUCCUGAUGAAGUUAAAGAAACAGCAACUCAAGUUCUCUUUCAUCAAAAGAGAUAUAUGGAUAAAGCUGAUAAAAUAUUUGAUCGUGUAAAGGGAAAAUCAAUCGCACCAACUCUUAUCACACAACAUCCGCAAAUUGUUGAACUCAUUAAACGACUAAGCACUAUUCAAAUGCAGAUGAGUGCGUUCCCAGGACGGAAGGCUCAAGCAGUCGAAAUUGCUGCCUUGCAAGAAUCAUUAGAAGCGACAAAACUCAUGCUAGAUCCAACUAAUAGAGUAAUCUUCGAAACCUCAGUUGAGAAAUAUGUUGAGAAGACACUUGGUAUUGCCAGCCCAGAGCCUCGAAAAAGACUCACUUUAAAACAAUAA